Molecule: messenger RNA, 855 nt
Organism: Tribolium madens (black flour beetle)
Lineage: Eukaryota; Metazoa; Arthropoda; Insecta; Coleoptera; Tenebrionidae
Product: caspase-like
Exons: 3
Biological process (GO): apoptotic process; proteolysis
Cellular component (GO): cytoplasm
Source: RefSeq, a predicted model, not a curated record
UUUAACCGAAAUUACAGUUCUUCUCCCACAAAAAUCAUCGAAAAAAAACAAAAUAAUGACAAUUCGGCACCCUCCCCAUACGCCGACACCUACAAAAUGAACCACUCGAGACGCGGAAUCGCCAUUAUUUUCAACCACGUCAAUUUCUCCGCCCCCGAAUGUAGCAAAAGGGACGGAUCGGACAAAGAUCGCGACGAUUUGYUGGACGUUUUGCACGAUUUGGACUUUGACCUUUUGGUACACAACGAUUUGGCAGCCCACGAAAUCGUCGACGUCCUAAUCACAGUUUCGGGAAUGGAUCACAGUGAUUGCGAUUGUAUGGUGAUAAUCGUGAUGAGUCAUGGAGAUAAUGGAAAAGUGUAUGCGAAAGACAGGGAUUAUCGUACGAGUACUUUGUGGAAAUAUUUCAAUGCGAGAAAUUGUCCCACUUUGGCGGGAAAACCGAAACUGUUUUUUAUUCAGGCUUGUAGAGGUACAGGGUUGCACCCCAGUCAAACACUUCGCCAUAAUGGAGUCGAAGAAGACGCUUCUUCUGAUGAUGUUUCAUACACAAUUCCCAUUAUGGCCGAUAUUCUUGUGAUGUAUUCAACAGUGGAGGGUUUCUACUCGUGGCGUGACCCCAAAAAUGGUGGUUAUUUCAUCCAAUCAUUAGUGAAACAAUUAAGAAAUUAUUACAAAACAAAAGACUUGCUCACAAUUCUCACUUUUGUUAAUCGCGAAGUUGCUAUUGAUUUUACAUCGUAUGAGCCUCAACAUCCCCAAUUUUCAGGGCGUAAACAGAUGUGUUCCAUUGUUAGUAUGUUGACACGAUUGUUGUAUUUCACAGAAAGAGAAAUAAAAAAUUAAAUGAUGCUA